AGACACUUGUUCUCCUAGUUCGGAACAUAGUGUUCGAUUAUGAUUGAAAAGAUGUUGUGAGAAUCAUGGUGACCAAUAGUACGAUCAUGAAGUAAGUAAGAACGUUCGCACCAUCAAGGAUGACGACUCUUGUUUCUCUUGUCGCCUGAUGCGUACACUGACUCCUUUGCACCACUUUGCGGUAAAAAUGAAGUCGGAAAACGUAGAGCAGUGCACUAUGUGCCGCAGUUUGGCUGCUUCGCAAGAAGAUGGGACCUUGUUGCCUUAAUGUCCAUGUUUGUUGUGUUCGAUCAUGGAGAAACUAAAGGGAUACGCAGCUGCAGUUCUGGGCCCACUAAGGGGUUUCCAGCAGACCUUCUUUUCUGCGUCCUUGCCAACCUUCUUCUUCUGGUCAUCGCUGUUCUACAUUUUCGCUGGUACCUGGUGCAUGAUCUCUCUACCCACGUUGAAGGCCUACCUGUGCGGCAUUCCUCCGGAAGCUAUGAUGUUGGGAAUGAUGAAAUGAGUACUUAAUUGAAAUAUCUGUAGCGCGGCAUGAUAGGCAUUCAUCCUUCGGAAGUUAUGAUGUUGUUGGUCUUCCUUAUAACUAUUUUCGCAAAAUGACACUCAUCCUUCGGACGUCAUGUUGUUCGUCUUCCUUAUCAUCUUCAAUCAUGCAAAGGUUAAGGUAGUUAAAAGGUUGUUGCAAGUCUAAGGAUCUCUAAUCCUCACGCAAAAUUCCAUACGACGUAUCUUCCCAAGGCGACAAGAGCCGGUCUAGGAUGUGCCAACUGUACUGACGAUAUUCUCACCUGUGGCAAAAGUGCGUGUUUUCAAGCAGCUUUCGGGCGGUCUUAUCUUAAGGCUUCCCGCUACAUCUCGUCUAGAAGUUGCAUAUUGAAGCUUUCUGAUCUACGGUGCUCCUCUAAUUUACUGAUCUACGGUGCCGCUGCUCCGUUGAACACAAGCUCGACACUGGUGAACGACAUAGGCGAAACUCUUGUCACUGACAAACUCGAACUGAGUGUGGUAGACGCGAUUAGCGAUCCGAACUGUAAUGAGGCGAUCAAAGGAGCUAAUACCAUUCAGGUUAAGGCUUGCGCAGGGGUAUCCUCCACAUCGUCCUUGUCCUCGUUUACAACCACUACAAGAAGAAGCCAAGGGUGCUCCCAAGGAUGCCCAUGCGGUAGCUCUAAUCAGGGUUUAGUUUUGGAUGUCAUAACGAAGCGGGCAGCGGCGGUCGCAGCCAGUGACGACGACGGUCUCACAGCGGCUUGUGUCAAAGUGCAAUGUCAAAAUUAUGAUAGGUAUAGCGUGUAAUAGUCAUCUUCACUCGCUCUUGGUGAUGCAGAGCUACUUGAAAAAUCUCUCUAGUAGGUUCUUCUAACCUCUCCUUUUCUCUACCUUGAUCCCUGUUGGCGGACUCGCACUAGAUACAUCAGUGACGACAACGACAACGGGUGCUGCUGGCGCGGCAGCUCCAGGUCCAGCGGCAGUUGUAGAACCGACCGCGACAGCGAUUCCAGAAUGUGCUAGUGAAGCGAUCUGGUCCUUUAGCCAGGCGAAAACAUUCUUCGAUAACUGCGAACAGUUUUCUUAAGGCAGCACCACUGUACGUAUAGCAAGUAAUGACUUCGAGUUCAACGAGUUUUCACUAUAAUAACAGAGCUCGGUCACACACGACUCUGACAAGUGCUCUGUGAUUGUUGCAGCUGCUUCAACAGAAUAAGAGUCUACAUCGCCUACUUAUCUGAUUCUGGUCGUAGUUGCUUCACCAGCAAGAAAUGCUCGUACCCUCAAUUUUUCUUCACCGAUGAUGAAUCUUCUAAUGCCGAGACUUCCACAAAGUGUUGCCAAGACAUGCCUACGACCGUAUCAUUGCUGGAAAAAACACGUGCAUGAAACCAGCGAUAACAAAUGGAAUCAACGACUUUGCGUCAUUGUUCGAGCCCUUGUUGGAUAUCAGAGGCGCUGCAACGGCGACUCCCUUUGUUGAUCGAGCCCAGUGCUUUAGCCUACUAACGACCAGCAACGAUCUGAUCACACUACUGAAAAACGUCAAGGCUGCGAAGGUACUAGCUCGUUGCAAUUUUUCGAAAAAUGGGUAUGAGGAUAUAUGCGACGCCUUAUUUGGCUCAACAGGCCAAGAAAGCUCGAAGCGCGUAAUCUGUUGAUCUUUUGGAAAAACGGAGCCACUUCGCCUGCUUCCUUCGUGAAAACUUGUAGGCAUUGACUUUGUGGGCCAGUCUUGGCGCGACAAACUUCGAGCCGGAGGCAGACCGGGGAGGGCCUUCGCCGUUGGUGGUGGCGCGUAUCUGUCUGCGCGUCUCUUUGGUGUCGGCCCGUAGGGGAGAACGCUUGCAGGAGUCGACUGCUGGGCAAACGAGGGGCGCUCGCUGAUGGCCUUGCUGGGCGGCGAAAAACUUGCACAGGGGCGGGCUCCUUCUCCCGUUUUCAUGCGAGCCCUAAGCAUGAGGCAGCGGCGUGGAAGAGUAACGAAGCGCGUGGGCUGGCGUUGCGCAUUGGUUAAGGGAGUAGCGCACGGGCUUGCGCAGCGAUCUGAGCCGAGUAGAUCCCUGGUGGCUUUGCUGCCUCUGCGUGCAGAAUUAUAGGGGCUGGGCAAUGGCGAGCGUGGAAAGAUGAGGCUGCAAGCGCCUACCUCUAUCUUGGACGCCCUGCCUUUCCGAGAGUCGCGCUCUACAAGGGAAGCGCAAAGGCCCAGAAGGUAUGUAAGCAAGGAAACGAAAGAGAGCCGGCCCCAACUCUUGGCAGGGUUCUGCAUGGGUGGACACCGGUGAAACAAGUGGCGGCGCUCGUUGCAGGAGGGUGGCGCUAUCGUCGAGGCUGAGAAUGCUCAUGGCGUUAAGGGGUGGCUAUUUCUUUCGGACGGUUUUGACUAGGUUCAGAAUCUUGAGAGAGACGACGACGACGAGAGAAGGGCUUUUUAUUUAUGAAAAACGUCCGGCAUUGCGUCGAGCUGAGCAAGGACGCAGGGGCUGACGAUCACGCUGCCCGUUCCCACACCAGCAAAGCGCCCGCGCGCGGCCUCAGGCUUCCCCCCUUUUUUAGGCAAGAGCCAGAGGCAUUCGGCAUUUGGCACCCACUCGAGCAAGGUCCUCACGGAUGACCGUGCAGGGCUUUACGAUGUAGGGCCCUGCGUGGCGGCCGUGUGUUUAAUGCAGAGCGAGACUCCGGAUGGGCAUUCUUCUGCGGUUCGCGUGGAUUUCUGAGCCGUGGGAUUAUGUCGCCGGCCUCUGUGUCAAGCCAGGGCUGUGCUUGGGAAUUCCCGUUGCGGGGCUGAUUUCGGACCGUGCUCGCUCGAGGUGCCCCGUCUGCAGAACAAAACGAAACAAGCGCGCCAAUGAGGACCAUCCGGCCGGCCGUUCUUGAGGAAGUGCCGGCAUGGCUGGACGCAGCCAAACGAAACCCACGGACAAGCCCCGCGAGCUCCAUGGAAGCACUAUCGUCAUUUUCUCGGUUAACGGUGACAGCCUUCACCGUGGUAACGAAGCCGGCUCUACGCCUAUGAAGCCCGCGCCGAUCUCGUAGCAGAUUCGACCUCGCUCCCCACUGGUCUGGCACUCGCUGGCGUACUUCUGUGGCGGCUGGUUUGACGGGCUGCGCGGUGGCUACGCACAGCCGGGCGCGCCCCCAUCUUCACAGGCAUAGGCACGUGUGUGAUAGAGCUGGCGGGGCAGGAACGUCAAGCAAAGGGCUACCUGGCGACGCUUGGCGUGAUGUAUGAGAUUGAUGGGGAAGGCUGCUGAGGUGCUAGCCAGGGCCAAAGUCUACGCGCUGGGGCAUGCACUCGGCGGCACGGUAGAGAGGCGCGGGGGCGGGCUGUUCUCUCGCGCGCGCGCACCUCUUCCGCCUUCUGCGCCCCAAAAUCGGCCUGCCGUGCACGCCACGGCGAUGGUCGGGGUGAUAGAUUGAUAGGGCCUGCGCCCGCUUGUCAGUCAGGGAGCCCGCCACCGAGAACGCGCUGAAGCGUUCGAGAGAGCGCAGGCGCAUCUUCGCGCGCCACCGGGGUGGCCGGCUCUGUCGCACGUAUCGCGUAUGUAUCGCGCGGCUCGUUGUCGCAUCGUGCUCAUUCAGAAUGAAGCGGCGCAUCUUCAAUUAUGAUUUCACUCAGGAUGGUGGCGGCGAUUCAGAUAACGCGUGUGGCAACUUUUUCUGUCGCGCUUUUUUCAAUUCUGGCGUCUACCCCGGCCAAACAGGAGCCACGUCAACUGUGGUUCCAGCUUGUGUUUACAACGGAACUGAUAUUAUGAAGCAAAACUUGUGUGGGAACGAGUUGGAUUUUGGAAUAAAUAAGUGACUCGAUUAUACAAAGAUUACUUCCAAAUGUUAAGCGUCGACUCUAAUCCGUCUACUCCUUCCUCUGGCUUAUUCAUAUUUUAUUUCUUUUUGUCGAUAGAGGGAAGCGUGAUGGUGAUGCUCAGACACAGUUGUUCUCUCUGUAGCAACGUAGAAGGCCUUCUCGUGAAGUAGAAUAGUUUGGUAAUCUUGGCGUUUGUACUUGGAAAAAUUUCUGGACUUCAACACUCUGCUAAGGAUCAUAUUGAUAUUCUCUCUACUCUCCCAUACCCAUUGUUCAUCUCAUGGAGGACCUUCUAACACUUCGCCAGACGCUUUUCAGGAUAUAUCUGCUACUUUGAUCGCAGACUUGCCAACCUACUGCAACACGGCUACUGGCGGUUCACUGCUGGUAACUCCGUUCUCAGACUUGAUGAAUGCGUACCAGACAGCGUAUACAACGAAUGCACCCAGACGGAGGAGAGAGUUGGAGGGCAGGGAGGAUGAGAAUCAGGAUAAAGAUGGGAAGGAGAUAGAAACAUCAGGCGGUGCCGCGAUUACUUCUGCUACAGCAGGACCAGUAGGGAUUUUGGGUGAAGACGAAUGGCGUAAAAACAACAAGAAGUUGGCUUCUCUCCUUUCCGGCAUCGCAGCAGCCGGACAAACUUUAACGGCAUUCUCCGAUAUCGACAAAUUUGAUGCGAAAACCGACAAAAUAGUCCUCGUGGAAGACAUCAUAACACCUAGUACAACCUCUGGAUCUGCAGACGAGUUGCUAUCCUUAGCGAAAGAGAUGCAUCGGGAACGGCCACCUAUGUGGCGACCAGGACAAGAAAUGUGCGGAACGAAGAUGGGUAGGAGUGGAAAGAAUACCAUAGUAGAUCAUCCUGUUUUGGAAAUAUACGAUCAUGAUCAUGAUGUAGGUUACGCAAAAGCAAAAUCAGGUGAAGACGAACUAGAGGACUUUAGUCCAAGCAGUGGCACUAGAAGUAGGGGUCAUGAUCAUCGUCAUGAACGUGAAGCUAGCGGCACCGCAGCAGGACAGAACCAUUAUUUUCAUCUCAGGACUACCAGCGGCAGCUCUAUUCCCAUGAUAGGUGUAGCACUGGGUGUAGACGAGAUCCACACGCUCGAUGACACAGUCUCUGCGGAACGAGUUGCAAAUGCAUUGGUCUACAAUCUGUGGAGGCGACCUCUAGAUUGGUUGUUUACUAGUCCUCCAAUGAUAUUAGCCCAGCGUGACGAGGUAGAGGACUCGACGUCGACGAGAAGUAGAAGUGCAGAUGCAGAAGUAGAUCAUACUAGUAGAAGUAUAGUUGGAGAUCAUGGUCAUGGAGUAGGAGUAUCAGCUGAAGGAGUGCCAGGAGUAGGAGUAUCAGCUGUAGGAGUGCCAGGAGUCGAAGCGCCAGUGGUGGGUGGAGUAGACACCAAGACAUCAGACAUGACAUUAACACCUGCGCAAGAACUUCUCGAUGCGCAUCUCCAACCAAGAACGACGUCCUCAAUACCUACAAGAGGACAUCUUCAACACCAGCUUCACCCAGCACCUGCAUCUUCUCUACCUACUUCAGCGUCCUCCGUCACUAGAGACGGGGACUUCCUUCUGGCGCUCAUCCGCAUGAUACCCAACUUGUAUGCGUGGAUGAUGCCUCGGGAUCCAAUUUUCGGUACUGCAGCAGGUAGGGAGCCCUAUUAUAGGAAGAGGAAAAGCGCUAGAGGACAGAUGGCAGACGGAUUUCGGCAUAGCACUGGCGACCAGAGUAGAGACACAGGACUAGGAGACGAAGAGCAGAGUAGAGAUACGAGGACGAGAGGAACAAAUCCUCCACCAAGCCCAAAUUCUGGUAGCACUUCAAUAGCCAUCAGUCGCAUUUUGCAAGCCAAUGACGACUUACCUGAAUUUGAGGAGGGUGAUUGGUCUUUAUGUGGUUGCUAUACCAUGUGCAUGCCUGGCUUGCAGACAAGGAAAGUAGAUUAAGAACCGUGAGGACCUUUGGAUCAUCGCAGCUCUUCACGACUACUGUAAUCAAGUGCUGUCAUCAGCAUCAAGAAGCAGCAUGAAAUUAUCGCUAGAGUGGCCGCGUCCCUAACCCGAAUAUUCCCAUUCUAAAAAAAGUGUUUCGCUGCCGCUUGCAUGCUACCAAAGCCAGCGACUAAACAGUCCUGCGAAUGCACCCACUGUGCCGAUUGUCAAGUGUUGCUCAACCUGCUUAUCAUUGCGAUUUUCUAUUUUGUCCAGGUACUACUACUAGUUCGAACUGCAGUAGUUGCUAAGAUAUUAGGUGGACGUAGACACAACCGACUAGUUUUGUAGUGUGAUGUAUCGACUACGAAUGUUGAUUUUUUCGUUAUUGCAGUUCGUUGUUCGUCAGAUUUUUUCUCAACAUUAAAAUUGCAGAAUAAUCUUCUUCACCUCCUACUUCGUUCUCUUCAACUCCUCCGUCAGGGCGGCUGUGCGUUCAUAGUUUGGCUUGGCUUCGUCUACUGGAGUGGAAAGACGCAGGAUGAGCUUGUCGGUCUGCGAAUUUGGCAGAAGUUUUUAGCGAUUCUCUGCAAGAAGAUGCCGCUUUUGGUUAUGGAAGAUGAAGUUUUAUCGACAGGAGGUUGAGCUUUGUCAGACAGAAUUAAAAGUCUUCAGGUCCAGCGGGAAACUAAGAGUAAUACUAUUUCUCUUGAGGCAGCUAUUCCUAUUCCUAUUGUUGAGAAAAAUACUUCUCACAGUCAUUUCGACAGCACCACGACCUACUAGUACUUAGACCAGAUCAUUAUUUAGCUUUAGGGGACGACACUCUCCUGACACUGACUCUAACUCCUUCCGCAUCCUGACUGUCGGGAUGUUUGUGCAGAUUACUCUUCUCGGGAUACAGGCUUUUCUUCCUUAUGGGGCGAUGGGCAUUGAGUGGCAAGCAGACUGCAAAUUCCCGGAUAUGUGGCUGACUACUGGUGUCAUCUGGUCAGUGUGGCUGUUUCAACUUGUACUUGGUGUAAUAGCCAAAUUAAUCAUCGAUUUGCCACCGUACCUCUUUACCCCAGCAACCAACAAACAGGGCUUCUUGAUGAAGCUCUUAAGGUGGUUGGGACCUUGAAUUUCAAGGCUUGAAGAGCUAGGUAAAAAUGCUGUGAAUUAUAGGGAUUGGAUCGUAACUUUCUUGUCAUAACAGAAAAAUAGACUCCAAUUAGAACGCCGAUUUCGUUGCUAGCCAUUUUUAACAGCUCCAAAGAAAGUAGAUCACGAUUGUUUGUUUGACGAAUUUUCAAACCGUAGUUCUGACGAAUUUUUCAUGAUUCCUUGAAUAGACUAGCUCAGCUGUGACUGAAAAGCAAAUAAAGCCUGUAUAUAGCAGUUGGCCAAGACCUUGAACAUUUUCGACUAACGAAAGCAAAAAAUCGACGUCGCAAGAACAAAAAAAUACUGACUUCGACAGCUAACCCUGGUACGUACAGCAAAGAACAGAUUCGUUUUUAGAACAAAACGUUACUUAUAGAGUAACUAAGAACGAGAAAAAGCAAGAGUCAAGAGAACUCAUCACAGUGAAUACUUAGAAGAUGAGUUUGAGUAUACUUUACUGAGCAGGUCGUUUGAAUGCUGUCCGAAAGCGAGUCGUCACCAUGCUCGACG
Molecule: messenger RNA, 7894 nt
Organism: Amoebophrya sp. A25
Lineage: Eukaryota; Dinophyceae; Syndiniales; Amoebophryaceae
Source: the annotation of a GenBank genome assembly